AUGAGAGCUGAUUGGGACGUCGCGUUCGACUCUGACAACCUCCCAGUUCUCAGCUUUAUGAUACGGUUCCAGAAAAAGUAUCGUGGAGCUCAACAUCAGCCUAACCUCCACUUGGCAAGUCUGAAAAAAGAGGAAUGCAGAAAGUUCCGCCAACGAGUGUCGAUCAAUAUUGGAUUACGAACCAGGAAGAAAGUGGACGACGCUGACUCUUUCACUAAAUGCAUUCACGACACUGCAAAAUACUCCUGGUCUCAGCGCCGAGGAAGAAGUUGGCCUUUGCGUUUGGAGACAAAAUCAACGUACAAUUCUGUAUGUGUCACGCGCAUCACUGGUGACUUCAACUGGGAAAAGCGUCUUAGAAGGAAGUUGCGUCGUCAACUGCAACAAGACCGCGAUAACGAGUGGACGUGA
Messenger RNA from Necator americanus (New World hookworm), 411 nucleotides. RefSeq lists its product as uncharacterized. The record is from RefSeq and is a predicted model, not a curated record. Bases 1 to 411 code for a protein of 136 amino acids. NCBI's taxonomy places the organism in Eukaryota, Metazoa, Nematoda, Chromadorea, Rhabditida, Ancylostomatidae. The transcript has a single exon.